Metopolophium dirhodum (rose-grain aphid) is the source of this 3883-nucleotide messenger RNA. Its product is annotated as scaffold attachment factor B2-like. The transcript has 17 exons. NCBI's taxonomy places the organism in Eukaryota, Metazoa, Arthropoda, Insecta, Hemiptera, Aphididae. Gene Ontology annotation, molecular function: RNA binding; sequence-specific DNA binding. Bases 255 to 3236 code for a protein of 993 amino acids. The record is from RefSeq and is a predicted model, not a curated record. Gene Ontology annotation, cellular component: nucleus. Gene Ontology annotation, biological process: regulation of mRNA processing; regulation of transcription by RNA polymerase II.
AUAUUUAAUUUACACGAUGCACCGCUAGCCGCUAGCUAUUUACUAUUUUAGUGUUUAAUUUAAUAAUGAAUGCAGAUCUGCAAUUAUCGAAAUAAAUAUUUAUUACUAGACUUUUAAAUAGUAUAGGAAGUUUUUAAAAAUUUUAAUAAAAGGGUGUUAAAAGUUAAAAGUGACAAUAAUUAUACUAUAGAUUGGAGUAUUAGGUACUUCUGUAACAAUAAGAUCCUCAAUGCUACAAAUUUGAUUUCAAAAAAAUGUUAACUUUGAAUUCUAAGUCUCCAACUGUUGAAAAAAAGUUAUCUCCUGUUGUUGAAAAAAAUGAAAUUAAUACAGUAUCUACUUCUGACAAAAAAAAAGUUACUCCAUCAAAAAUAAUGAAGACAAACGUUGCUGGCAAAAGACCGGGCCCAAAGUCUAAAACAUGUGUGCCACAGUUAAAAAUUGAAAAAAUGACUUCAAAUCCACCAAACAAAAAUGAUCUAAAUUCAAAACAAGCAGAUAGUAAUGUUAUUGCUAGUUCCGAGGAUUCAAAAAUAUUGUUAUUAGAUGCAAGUAAUGCUGAUAUAACUGACACUGUAGAAGCAGAAUCCAAGAAAAUUGACACUAAUAUAGCUCAACAAAAUGAGGCUGAAAUGGUAGAUUUAAUUCCAACUCAUAAAAAUAAAACUGUUAUUAAAAUAGAUUCUAGUGCUAGUACAAAAAGAAAUAACAAAGACAGAAUAACUGCCAUACAAACGGAUAAUGUUAUAGUAAAAACAGAAUGUAAUGAAAUAAAACCAACUACAAUCUUAGAUAGUUUUGAUACUGGUGUAAAAUGUAAAAUCUUAGAAGAAUGUUCUAUAAGUCCCAAUCAUUUAGAUGAAAAAAAAAAUAAGAAUAUUAUUAGUAGAGUAAAAGAAGUUACACCAGAAUCUAAGGAAGAGGAAGAUAAUAUACAAGAUGAAGAAUUAGAUCAUGAAAUAUAUGAAGAAUUGGAUCAUGAAGUAGAUGAAGACGAAAUAAAUGAGAGUAGUGACAGUUUUAAUCAAACUCAUAAUACAGUAAAAUCUGUUCAAGAACAUAACAAGGAUGAUAAUAAUGAAGAUUCUAUCAACUUGACAAUAGGAGAAGAUGAUAUUAAAUUAUUUGCUGACGAGGAAGAUACAAACAUUGAAAAAGAAGACGAAGUGAUCGAGAACCAUACCAAAGAAGUAACUUCAACGAUCAAACAGCAUGAAUCUUGCCAUCUAGUUACUGCUAGUAGCAGAUCAACAACUGGAUUGGUAAAAAGCCGCCGCAGUGCAACUGAGAAGCGUUUAUCUGUUGGGGGUAAACCACGGAGCACCCGCAAAGAGGACAAGGAGAUCAGCAAUGCAAAACCCAUCAUCAAUGUCAGUGUGCCCAAAGAUGAGAAAAAAGAGGUGGAGAAACAAGUUAAAGAUAAAGAAGAAGCAGACAAUAAGCAGAGUAAUGGUUCAAUGGCUCAACAAAUAUCAAAUGACACAUCAAAGAAAAACAAUUCGUCCUUUGUACGCAACAUUUGGGUUAGUGGUUUGUCAUCGAUUACUAAGGCUACUGAUUUAAAACAACUUUUUUCAAAAUAUGGAAAGGUUGUUGGCGCAAAAGUUGUGACAAAUGCCAAAACUCCAGGAGCUCGUUGUUAUGGUUUUGUUACAUUAUCCUCAGCAGAAGAUGCUAAUCGUAGUAUUGAAAAUUUACACAAGACUGAACUUCAUGGACGUGUUAUUAGUGUUGAACGAGCUAAACGUGACAAUGGUUAUCAAGUGACAGCAAAAAGUUCUGAUUCAUUUAAAGUAAAUGAAAAUUCUGUAAAUGAUCAAAAAACUAAAAACAAUGAAGAAAAGAAAGAUAAGCGAGAAGAAAAAAGAGAAAAGAGACCCGAAAUUACAAUUAAUGAUGUUAAAAAACCAGACUUGUCAGCUACUAUUAAGCGUGCAUCAAAAGAUCAAAAUCAAGAUUCAAAACGUUCUAAAAUUGUGAUUGAAAGUGAUGAACAUAGAAAAGACAGAAGCAUUAAAAGUAAAAGCAAUGAACGUGAUAGAGAAAGAAUCAGAGAAUUAGAACGAGAAAGAGAACAUUUAGAAAGAGAAAAAAGAAAACAGCAGGAGAUAUUAAACUUAACUAAAAUGAAAACUGAACGUGAAAGGCUAAAACAAAAAGAACAUGAGAGAGCAAUGAGGGAAGAAGAACGUAAGAGACGCAUAGAAAAAGAACGUCAAUUAGAAAUUGAAAGAAAACACAAAGAAGAAGCAAUUCGCCUAGAAAAAGAAAGACAAAAACUUCGAAUUGAGCGUGAUCGAAUUGAAAAGGAAAAAUCUGAAUUAUUGCGUUUAGAGCGUGAAAAUCAACGUUUAGAACGAGAAAGAUUACAAAGAGAAAAGGAGGAGUUACGUAGAGCACAAGAAAAGUUAGAGGAAACAAAACGUCAAGCAAUACUAAAGCGUGCUAUGCCCCCAUCUCCACCACUUCCUAGUAAAAGACAUUCUUCAUCAAAUUCAUCUCGAUAUGAAGAAAGAAAAGAACCAAUUCGUAGUUCUCGUAUCCAGCCUAGUACUGACUAUAUGAACCAAGCACCUCCACCUCCUAACAUAACAUCAUCUAGACAUCGCUAUGAACAGCAUUCUUCAGAAUCCCGUCGUAUGAGGCCAUCACACCCAUCACCACCCCCUCCUCCACCACCUGCAUCAAGACCCAAAGACUCUACUGUGAACAUCAGAUAUGGUGCUCAACUAGCAACAGAUCAUCAUUACAGAAGUCGUGAUGAUCGAUCAGAUCGAAGAGAUGAAUCUCGUAGGAAAGAUUCAAGUGGUGGAAGUAGUAACAGACAUGCUCAUGUGCCAUAUGAUUCAAACAAAAGUUCCUAUGGAAUGUCACGCAAUAGUGAAAGUAAUAGCUGGUCAUCAGCCGCAGUAAAGAAUUCUUAUGGCACAGUUGGGUCAAGCUCUGGAACCAACAAUAUGGCAAUGAGUUCGAGACCAGAUCCGUGGUCACAUAAUACUUUUCGAGAUGUGGAAUCAAGUAUUUGGCAACGUCCAAGUCAACCACUACCCGAGAAGUGGAACAGCACACCAAGCAAUCCUUCAUCUAUGCCAAUAAGUGGACGUAGUUCUAGUAGUAACGCUUUGUACAGUAAUAACCAUCAAGUUAUACCAAACAUAGGGUUAAACAUGUCAACAAACUACAGUGAUAGUAGAUUUGACAGUUACAAAAUGAGUGGCAUGUCACGCAAAUAUUGAACUGUCACAAAUAUCUGGCAGUUAAUCAUAGCACAAAACAUUCCUUUGUCUGUGCUCUUUGUUUUAUUUUUUGAACAGUGGGUAGAGGAAUAUGAGCCCUAAAUUGUUCUAUAUUUAUUUUUUGAUUAAAGUGACUCAAUUUCUUUGCACUUUUAGUUAUUCAUUUAUAAAAACGAUUUAAUUUUUAGUUGAAUGUAAUUUUAAAAAUAUUUUACUGUAUACAUUCAUUAUAGUUAUUUGCUCAUGUAUACAUUCUAUAAAAAUGUAAUAAACUUAACAAUUUCUCAAAUCCUACAUUACCCAUUACAUUUAAAUAUCAUUAAUUUAUUAUCACAUCCAUUCUAUUAUUCAAGUAUUGUUUGCUUAUUUUUUUUUGCCUGGAAAGAUGUCAAUACUAUAAAAGACAAUUAAUUAUUUAACUAUUAAACCCCGUGCAAUUUUGUCUUCUUACUAAAAAAAAUACAUGAUAUUAUUUAAAUUGUGCUGUUAUAUGAUAAUAUGUUUGUUCUUAUGUUAUUUUUUAACCAGUUGAUCUUUUUAAUAAAAAAUGGGUACUUCUAUACAUUUUUUAAAUAUAUUAACAAUAUCUUAUCUGGUUUGUACGCUAAAUUACCUAAAUUGUAAAUUUAGUAUUUACUAUGAUUUAA